AUAAAAGACAAGAACAGCAUAUGGGUUGCAAAGUUCGCGCGAAAGAGUGAGUUCCACAACCCUAAUUUAGAAGCUGUGGUGAUCAAGGCUACAAGCCAUGAUGAUCAACGCAUAGAUUCUAAGAACGUUCAGAAAGUGUUCCAUUGGUUACGAACCUCACCCUCGUACCUCAAACCUAUUGUGUGGUCUCUCUCCAUGCGCAUGCAGAAGACUCGAAGCUGGGUGGUCGCGAUGAAAGGCUUGAUGCUCAUCCAUGGCAUUUUCUGCUGUGACAUCCCGAUAGUGCAACGCAUGGGGAGAUUACCCUUUGACCUCUCAAACUUUUCUGAUGCCCAUUUGAGCACCGAGAAGGCUUGGGACUUCAACGAUUUCAUUCGUGCUUAUUUUGCGUAUUUGGACCAAAGAUCGGCGUACGUAUCCUCCGAGGUUAGAAAGCUAAAGAAGAAUAACAAGGAGAUGGAGGUGGAGGAGACGUUGAUGGAAGAGCUUGAGGGUUUGCAAAAGUUGCAAGGGUUGGUUGAUAUGCUUCUUCAGAUCAGGCCUCGGAACGAGAACAUGAAUGUUGGUUUGGUUCUUGAAGCCAUGGACUGUGUUAUAGUUGAGGUUUUCGGUGUGUAUAGUAAGUUUUGCAACAAGAUUGCCAAGGUUUUGUUGAGGAUAUAUGAAAUGGGUGGGAGGAUGGAAGCAAGUAUUGGCCUCAAGGUUCUUCAGAAAGCAUCGAUUCAAAGGGAGGAGUUGUCUUCGUUCCUUGAGUUUUGCAAGGAUAUUGGUGUCCUCAAUGCCUCUCAGUGUCCCCAAAUUGAAAGAAUUUCUCAGGAGGACAUUCAAGAUCUUGUGAAAAUAAUCAAUGGUGCCUCUUCCAAAAAGAAGGAUGGUGUUGCGGCAAAUGAUGAGGACAAAGCCAUUGUGGUAAGAGAUUGUUCUACCAUUGUACCUGUUUCACACCAGAAGGACUCAGAGAAGGGUUUGACGACCAUCAUCACUCACCAAUGGGAGGUUUUUGAUAAUGAUGAUGAUGUGAUGUUUGGUGGUAAAGGAAUGCAUACUGUCUCUGGUGAAAAGGAUAUUCGCAACACAACCAACCCUUUUGAGGAAUCUUAUCACAUUGUGCCUUAUGUUUCUGGUCACAAUCAACCUCUUCCAGAUCUAAUUAGUUUUUAAUUAGCAUUAUAGAACCGAUGUUUACGUGUUGUUCACUUUUUUUCAGUUUGCUAGAUUCAUUGUGCCAUGUGUAUAUUAUUCUUCCGGGGUAAAGGAAAAUGUGGGGAAAUGGAAUCCGAAGGGGUAAUGUUCUUAUUCAUACUCUUCUCCAUAACUGCGGAAGAACUUGUGAAUCAGCUUUUCUUCUGCAUUAGAAAAUAAUUCAUGACAUACUUCUGUUUU
This is a messenger RNA of Vigna radiata var. radiata (mung bean), 1383 nucleotides long. Its product is annotated as putative clathrin assembly protein At1g25240. The transcript has a single exon. The coding region runs from base 196 to 1161 and encodes 321 amino acids. NCBI's taxonomy places the organism in Eukaryota, Viridiplantae, Streptophyta, Magnoliopsida, Fabales, Fabaceae. Gene Ontology annotation, biological process: vesicle budding from membrane; clathrin coat assembly; clathrin-dependent endocytosis. Gene Ontology annotation, cellular component: clathrin-coated vesicle; clathrin-coated pit. The record is from RefSeq and is a predicted model, not a curated record. Gene Ontology annotation, molecular function: SNARE binding; phosphatidylinositol-4,5-bisphosphate binding; clathrin heavy chain binding.